Molecule: messenger RNA, 2421 nt
Organism: Strongyloides ratti
Lineage: Eukaryota; Metazoa; Nematoda; Chromadorea; Rhabditida; Strongyloididae
Product: Histidine phosphatase superfamily, clade-2-containing protein
Exons: 4
Coding region: 1-2421 (806 amino acids)
Biological process (GO): dephosphorylation
Molecular function (GO): phosphatase activity
Source: RefSeq, a predicted model, not a curated record
AUGGAAAACUCCAUCAAUCUAAAGUCAAAAGAUAAUAAUCUUCCAUUAGAAAAAACACAAUCAUUAAAGUUGGUUGAUGCAGAAAAAAUAAAUAAUGAAAAAACAAAAUUGAUAAACAAACAAAAUGCUGAAAAAUAUAUGAAUAUUGAAAGGGACACUAAAAUAUUAGACACAGAUAAUAUAUUAUCAACUAAAAAAAAGAUUAUUAAUAUUGAUGAGGGGGAUUAUGAGAAGUUAGAAAAACCUACGAUUGAUGCUUUGAAUAAUUUAACUAAUUGUUAUCAAAUUUUUCAUGAAAAUAUUUCUGGAAAUGAUCCUUAUAAUGUGAUUAAACAUUUAAAAAGUACAAUUAAAGAAAUGAACACCCAAAAAAAAGAUGUUAAAGUUGAUCAAUCAUAUAAAAAUUACGCUUCUAUUAAUUAUGAUGAGACAUGGAAUGGUGAAAAUAAACUUUACAAUCAUUUCUCAAAAUUUUCUUGUCUUAAUUUGUCAAAUAACGAUCAGUCAAAGGAACAUAUUCCAAAAGAGGCAAAAAAAAUUGUAGAAAAAAAUAAAGAAAUAAAAAAAAUAAUUCCAUUAGAGGCUGGCAAAAACAACACUACUAAGUUAACAAAAAUAGAAGAUAAACAAUUAACUUCAACUAUAGAUGAAAGUCAUAGUAAGAAUGAACCUAAAAAAACAUCAAAAAAGUUUAGUUUACAAAAAAAGUCAGGAAACAAAAAAAAGGAAAUACCAAAGGAAUUAUUGAUAAAAAAAGAGAAUUCAUCAAGUAAAGUUAAACAAUUGGGAAAUGAAAAAUCGAUUUCAAAGUUUAAUGAGCCACCAAAAGAUUUGAGGAAUGAUUUAUCAUUAAAAAAAGAAAAUAAAUCUAAGAUUAAAAACAGUGAAAAGGAAGGACAAGAUAAGAUGUCAUUAAGUAAUAAAAAAAUAGAAAAAGAAAUAGCUCCUGUUUCCUCUUCUGAAAUUCCUCCAAAUUCUGGUGUUAAUUCUAAACACGAUAAUAAAGAAAAGGCAAAAUCUAUUGAGAAUGAGAGGAUGAUAAAAACAUAUGAUAUUAUGGAAUCUGAUAAUGAUAAAUUAGCAAACAUGUUUUCAAAUAUUGGAUCAUCUGUAAAAUUAACAAAUGAAAUGGUAUCCAAAAUUCUUCAUGUUAUGAUUGAAAAGAAAUAUGUCACAGAAAAAGAAUUUUCAAAGUAUUUUGAGAAAUUAUUAGUUAAUCCAAAUACAAAAAUUAUCAUAUUAAUUUAUUUAUUUUUUAUAAAUAAUAUUUCAUGUAAUGAAAAUAGAAAAUUAUUAUUAGUGUCAUCAAUUUGGAGACAUGGUUUAAGAUCACCAUGUAUAUUAAUAAAAGGAACAAAAUAUAAUGAACGUUUUUGGAAACGUCCAUUAGAAAAUUUAAUAUCUAAUGGGCAAAUAGAUAUGAUGAAACAAGGUAAAAAAUUAAGAAAACGAUAUAUGUAUGAUUUAAAAUUUUUAAGUAUUGAAACAAAUCCUAAUGAGUUAUUUAUAAGAAGUACAAAUUAUACAAGAACAAUUGAAAGUGCAAAUAUUUUAUUAUCAUCAUUUCUAAGAGGGCAAUCAAAAUAUUAUCCAUCAACACCUGAAUGGUUGGCAAAUUAUACACCAAUUGCUGUUUAUAUUGAUUUUUUUGGCUAUCCAUAUAUUUGGAAAUUAUCACUUUGUAAAAAAUUUGAAAUUACCAAAAAAAAAAGAGAACAAUCUAAAAAUGCACUUAAAUAUAAGGAACAAAAUAAAGAAAUGUUAGAUGAUAUUUUAAAUAUUUCUCAAAUUGAUGAUGAAUCAACGAUAUGUUGUAUAUUUGACUACUUUAAUAUUAUAGAAAAAGAAAAGUUAGAAUUUCCCAAACAAAUGACAAAAUCACACUUUUCAAAAUUAACAAACUUUUUUAAUAAUUAUUAUUUACACUCUUAUGGAGAGGCACUUUUAGGUGAUUCUGAAGAUGUUGAAUUGAUUAAAUAUUCAGGUGGUAUUAUUUUAAAAAAUAUAUUUGAAAAUUUUUUUAAUCGAAUGAAUACAAGUGAUGAUUCAAAUUUUGGAACAAAAUUUUUUGGAUACUCAGCUCAUGAUAAUUAUAUUCAUCCCAUCUUAUUAGCAUUAGGUAUCAAACAACAAGUAUUGGGUAAACAUUAUAUUGAUGCUGGUGCAAUGAUUAUAUUUGAAUUAUAUCAAAAUUUAAAUAAUAAUCAUUUUGACAUAUUAAUUUUAUUUUCAAAAAAUUCAACAUCACCUUUAGAAAAAGUGACAAAAUAUGUACCAAAUUGUCAGUUUAAUGAUUAUUGUAAUUAUCAAGAAAUUUAUGAACAAAUAUCAAAAUAUUUACCCAAAGAUAUAUUAAAUGAGUUACAUGUUGCUAAAAUAUAUGAUAGAUUACUUAGUAACAAUUAUAUUAAAAUAGGAUAG